Molecule: messenger RNA, 5681 nt
Organism: Sceloporus undulatus (fence lizard)
Lineage: Eukaryota; Metazoa; Chordata; Lepidosauria; Squamata; Phrynosomatidae
Product: ephrin type-A receptor 3-like
Exons: 17
Coding region: 116-3106 (996 amino acids)
Biological process (GO): axon guidance; protein phosphorylation; cell surface receptor protein tyrosine kinase signaling pathway
Cellular component (GO): plasma membrane; neuron projection
Molecular function (GO): ATP binding; protein binding; transmembrane-ephrin receptor activity
Source: RefSeq, a predicted model, not a curated record
UCUCCAUCUGCGGAGCCUCCAACUUCAUGCCCUGAGCCUCCGGAGCGGAGCAUGGUAACUUGGCUCCGGCUGCCCAGCCCUGGCCGGCUCGAGGGAGCGAUGCUGCUGGAGCACCAUGGACUCGCCUCAGCCCAGCCUCCGCCUCUGCCUCUGCCUCUGCCUCCUCUCCUGCCUCCUCUGCCUCGCCUCCACCGCCCGCGGAUGCUGCCUGGCGGAUCUCAACCUGCAUCCCACCAACGAAGUUAAUCUGCUGGAUUCAAAAUCAAUUCAGGGAGAGCUGGGCUGGAUUUCCUACCCAUCACAUGGGUGGGAAGAAAUAAGUGGUGUUGAUGAGAACUACACACCAAUCAGAACCUACCAGGUUUGCAAUGUUAUGGACCACAGUCAGAACAACUGGCUGAGGACAAACUGGAUACCACGCAACUCAGCUCAAAAGAUCUAUGUGGAGCUCAAGUUUACCCUGAGGGACUGUAACAGCAUCCCACUAGUGCUGGGCACUUGCAAAGAAACUUUUAACCUGUAUUAUAUGGAGACUGAUGAUGAGCAUUCUGUCAAGUUUAGAGAACACCAGUUUACAAAGAUUGAUACCAUUGCAGCUGAUGAGAGCUUCACUCAAAUGGAUCUUGGGGAUCGAAUUCUCAAACUCAAUACAGAAGUUCGUGAGGUGGGACCAGUCAGCCGGAAAGGAUUUUACUUGGCUUUUCAAGAUGUGGGAGCGUGUGUUGCCUUAGUAUCAGUGCGAGUGUACUUCAAAAAGUGCCCUUUCACUGUAAAGAACCUUGCUAUGUUUCCAGACACAGUACCUAUGGAUUCCCAAUCAUUGGUGGAAGUGCGAGGUUCUUGUGUUAAUCAUUCCAAAGAGGAAGACCCACCUAAAAUGUACUGUAGUACAGAAGGUGAAUGGCUCGUUCCCAUAGGAAAGUGCUUGUGCAAUGCUGGCUAUGAAGAAAGGGGAUAUGACUGCCAAGCUUGCCGACCAGGUUUUUACAAAGCAUCUGCUGGAAAUGUCAAGUGUGCCAAAUGCCCGCCUCAUAGUUCGACAAAUGUGGAAGGUUCUACAAACUGCAAGUGUGAAAAGAAUUACUUCCGUUCUGAUAGAGAUCCUCCCUCUAUGGCUUGUACAAGACCACCUUCUGCUCCUAGAAAUGUUAUUUCUAAUAUCAAUGAAACAUCAGUCAUCCUAGACUGGAGCUGGCCUUUGGACACUGGGGGCAGGAAAGAUGUCACUUUCAACAUUAUAUGCAAGAAAUGUGGAGGAACCACCAAGCUGUGUGAACCCUGUGGUGCUAAUGUAAGGUUCCUUCCACGUCAGAUUGGACUCACCAAUACCACUGUGACUGUAGUGGACCUGCUAGCUCAUACAAAUUACACAUUUGAGAUAGACGCUGUUAAUGGAGUCUCUGAUUUGAGCAUCUUCCCAAGACAAUUUGCUGCAGUCAGCAUUACAACCAAUCAAGCUGCUCCAUCACCUAUUACAAUAAUUAGAAAAGACCGGACAUCUCGGAACAGCGUGUCUCUCUCUUGGCAAGAACCUGAGCAUCCUAACGGUAUCAUCUUGGACUAUGAAGUCAAGUACUAUGAAAAGGAACAAGAGACAAGUUACACAAUUCUGAGAGCAAAAAGCACUAACGUUACCAUAAGUGGUCUCAAACCAGACACAAUGUAUGUUUUCCAAAUCAGAGCCCGGACUGCUGCAGGAUAUGGGACCAAUAGCCGCAAGUUUGAGUUCGAAACCAGCCCAGACUCUUUCUCCAUCUCCAGUGAGAAUAGCCAAGUUGUCCUGAUUGCAGUUUCAGCUGCAGUGGCAAUUAUUCUGCUAACAAUUGUGGUUUACAUUCUGAUUGGGAGGUUCUGUGGGCAUAGUAAAUCAAAACAUGGAGCUGAUGAGAAGAGACUGUACUUUGGUAACGGGCAUUUAAAGCUCCCAGGCCUUAGAACAUAUGUGGAUCCACAUACAUAUGAAGAUCCCAAUCAAGCUGUUCAUGAAUUUGCCAAAGAGCUUGAUUCUUCCAGCAUAUCCAUUGAUAAAGUUGUUGGAGCAGGUGAAUUUGGAGAAGUCUGCAGUGGCCGUCUAAAACUUCCCUCCAAAAAAGAAAUUUCGGUAGCAAUCAAAACCUUGAAGGUUGGUUACACAGAAAAACAGAGGAGAGAUUUUCUAGGAGAGGCCAGCAUCAUGGGACAGUUUGAUCAUCCCAACAUCAUUCGACUGGAAGGAGUUGUUACCAAAAGUAAACCUGUUAUGAUUGUUACUGAGUACAUGGAAAACGGCUCUUUGGAUAGCUUCCUGAGGAAACAUGAUGCUCAGUUCACUGUUAUCCAAUUAGUGGGAAUGCUUCGAGGAAUUGCAUCUGGCAUGAAGUACUUGUCAGAUAUGGGUUAUGUCCACCGUGACCUGGCUGCCCGCAACAUCCUCAUUAAUAGCAACCUGGUAUGCAAAGUCUCUGACUUUGGCCUUUCCCGUGUUUUAGAGGAUGAUCCAGAAGCUGCUUACACAACAAGGGGAGGUAAGAUUCCAAUCCGGUGGACAUCUCCAGAAGCCAUUGCAUACCGCAAAUUCACAUCUGCUAGUGAUGCAUGGAGCUAUGGGAUUGUUCUUUGGGAGGUGAUGUCCUAUGGAGAGAGACCAUAUUGGGAAAUGUCAAAUCAGGAUGUAAUUAAAGCCGUGGAGGAAGGAUAUCGCUUGCCACCUCCCAUGGACUGCCCAGCUGCCUUGUAUCAGUUGAUGCUGGACUGUUGGCAGAAAGACAGAAACAACAGACCGAAGUUUGAGCAGAUUGUCAGCAUCUUGGACAAGCUGAUCCGUAAUCCCAGCAGUCUAAAAAUAAUCACCACUGCGGCUGCAAGGCCAUCUAAUCUCCUUCUGGACCAAAGCAGCAUUGAAAUCUCCGCUUUCCGCUCAACAGGUGACUGGCUGAAUGGCAUUCGGAUAGGACAAUGCAAGGACAUAUUCACAGGAGUGGAAUACAGCUCAUGCGAUUCAAUAGCCAAGUUUUCCUCGGAUGACAUGAAGAAGAUUGGUGUGACAAUUGUGGGCCCCCAGAAAAAGCUUAUUAGCAGUAUUAAGUCUCUAGAAAUGCAUACAAAGAAUGGCCCUGUUCCUGUGUAAACUACCAAAAUGUUGACACUCAGGACAUAACAAGAGGAAGGAAGAAGAUGUUACUGCAAAGGUCAUGGCAAUGAGUGAGAAACAGCAAGACUUCAAAGGCACUCUUGUAACAAUGUGGGAAACAUGACAUUGGGUGGAUAUUGCAAGCCCCCUAAGAGACUCAUAAGAUGAGUUCAAUUGCCUUAAAAUAGGAAUUAAAAAACAUUUUUUUCUAUCACUUAUUCUUGAAGGAGGGUGCUUUUUUCCCCUUUGUAAUAAUGGACUGCUCAAACAUACAAUGCAUUUGAAAGAAAAUGUUUAAAAUGUUUUUAAAAAUCCUUCCAUGUAUCUAGAGAGCCAUUCAAAUGUCAAUGGACUGAAUUCUGCAAAAGGCAAAUGAACUGUGGAUGUAAUGCUGUGUUUUGAUCGACUGUCUAGAGCAGCAAGUAAAGGAUUACCCCUUGCAGUAUUUUUUUAACAUGUAAAAAGUAUAGGUGACUAGUAUUUUAUUUCCUAAAAUAUUUCUAGUAAUGAUAUUUGGGGUGAUACCUCAGACUCGUUUGGCCAUAUUUGCAAUGAUAGUCUUGCAAUAUUCCGUUUCAACUGUGGAAGGAAAACAUGAGUAAUGUUUGAGGUGAAAUGGAGGCAAUAGUUCACCAAUAAUGUUUGUCACGGGGCUAGCUUUGAUGUGUGUGUUCUUUUUUAAGAAAACAAGUCUUAACUUUUUUCUAUAUAAAAGGCCUAUUUAUUUCCCUUUAAAUAUGUUCCUGACUUUUAUAUUUAUAUGUGAUUUUAUUGGGAUUUAGUGAUUGCCAAUUGCCAAAUUCUCUCAAAAUUUGGCUGCAUUCUUAAUAUUUGAAUGAUUCCUUGAGACUAGUGAGAUUUUCAGAUUAAACAGUCCCCAAUACAGACAAAUUGUUUCCUUGCAGAAAGAGGUCUACAUGCCCACACUAAAAUGUAUAUAAUGAUGGAAGCUUUCAUACACAACACACUGUGUAGUGCUAAGGAACCACUUAAUAAUUUUUCUAUAAGGAGAAAAGUUUUGUUGAGCUGUUCAUAUAUUUUUCACCAGUUAGCACAAGCUUGCAUAAUUGCAUGCAUUUGGAAUAUCUGCAGUAUGCACACAGCAUUGGAAGGUGCUAGAUUUUUCUAACAAAGCAUAUGAUGUGUUAUUUGGUAAUAAAAUCAUUGACAUGAUCUGUCCUGGGUUUAAAAAAAGAAGGGAAAGAGGAAAACCGCCUUCUUGAUUCUUAUACUGCUGAUAUCCACCUAGAGUAAAUAAUUAUUGUAUGUUUCUAAAGCUGAAAUCCUAAACACAGGGGAGUAACCCACAUUUAAUACAGGAACUUUACUCCUCAGUAAACAUAUACAGGAUUGUGCUGUAAGAGUCAGUGUGCAGCACUGUGUGUGUAAGUGUGAGUGUGUGUGUAAAACAAUCUCUAAACCAGCAUGUAACCUGUUUACAAUAUCUGUGAUAUCAUUUGGCCUCUUUUGAAUGCAACAGACUUCACAAGGAUUGUGGAGUCAUACUGUUUUAGACUUGUGAUAAAAAUUUUAGAGAGCAUAAAAAACACCACAAAUUGCUAAUGUCAGAACUGGUGUAGCUUCCCUGUGCAUCUCCAUAACAUCUCUGGCAUUUUUCAUAUGAUUUCAGUGUAAAAACAGUAAUGCUCUGCUGUAACAGCAGAAAUUACACACCGUCUUGCGUUCAUGUUUAAGUUCCACAAGGAACUGGAUCAGAAUAAUUGUGUCAUCAGCACUUUCCUUCUUUUGGGAGUUUGAUCCUCAGCUCUAAAUGCAAACAUUAGCGCUAUCCGGAAGCAAUUGGAAAGACAAAUAAUUCUAUGGAUAAUCUCCAUAAUACCACAUGGAACAAAUUGUCCAGGAGUCUACACUAAAUGGUUGUAAAAGCAAGAUUUGUAUUCAUUUGCAAGUGUUCAUAAUAAAUUUUGCCUAUCCUUAAUUUUCUCUCAGAGUUGAGUAACACAUUGGAAUAUUAUUCAGAUUGUGCUUAGUAUGAAAAAUGGAUUCUGUUGUUUGUUCAGGAAAAAAAAUACAUUAUUUUGCAGAGAUUUUUUAACUAGCAUUUGGUCUUCUCUUUUUUACAAUUUUUGUAUCCAGAGGCCUCCUAUUGCUCAUACUCCCCUUCUUCCCCUGUACAUAUGUAAACAUAGCAGUGUACAAUUCUUAACUGUGGAGUAGAGAAAAUAGAAUUUUUGUGGCCAUCUGCCUGUACAGGACCUGCCUUUAGCUAUUAUUUACAUCAAACAAGCAACAUAAAGUCUUCACAAAGAAUAUCUAUCAUAUUAUUGAUUUUGUAUCUUUAAACUAUUGAGGGUUUUUUUUACAUAUAUUAUUUAUUUCUGUUAACAUAUAACAUAGUCUUUGCUGUACUUUAGAAACCAAUAAGCAAUGUAGAAGUGUGAUUUUGAACUGGCAAAACAGCAUUUACUUUUAACAUUUAUUUCAAAACGUUACUUACUGAGUUAGUUAAUCAUGUCGUGCAAUUGUAGAUGGCCUGUUACUAAUGUAAAAUGAUUUGUAGUGGGAACAUUUAUAUUUUUAUAAUAAACAUAAUGAAAGUAUUUUUUACACA